Aspergillus nomiae NRRL 13137 is the source of this 1509-nucleotide messenger RNA. RefSeq names its product ribose-phosphate diphosphokinase. The coding region runs from base 111 to 1073 and encodes 320 amino acids. Gene Ontology annotation, biological process: purine nucleotide biosynthetic process; 5-phosphoribose 1-diphosphate biosynthetic process; ribonucleoside monophosphate biosynthetic process. Gene Ontology annotation, cellular component: cytoplasm; ribose phosphate diphosphokinase complex. Lineage: Eukaryota; Fungi; Ascomycota; Eurotiomycetes; Eurotiales; Aspergillaceae. The record is from RefSeq and is a predicted model, not a curated record. Gene Ontology annotation, molecular function: magnesium ion binding; ribose phosphate diphosphokinase activity. The transcript is spliced from 3 exons.
AGUCCUUAGAACUCUUCAGUUGUUGUAUUCACCGAUUUUGGUCUACACAAACCUAUUUUCUUUGACUCACACAUAAUCUGUACCCAGUCGACAAUUGACUUCGAGACACCAUGGCUGCCAACUCCAUCAAGCUUUUGACUGGUAACAGUCACCCUGAGCUUGCGAAUCUUGUGGCUGAUCGCCUCGGCAUCGAACUGACCAAGAUCAUGGUCCUUCAAUACUCCAACCAGGAGACGAGCGUGACCAUUGGUGAAAGCGUACGAGAUGAGGAUGUUUUCAUUCUGCAGUCUACUAAGCCCAACGACAUAAAUGACGGUUUGAUGGAGCUGCUCAUUAUGAUCAAUGCUUGCAAGACAGCUUCUGCGAGACGUAUCACAGCUGUGAUCCCCAAUUUCCCCUAUGCUCGUCAAGAUAAGAAGGACAAGAGCCGUGCGCCUAUCACUGCAAAACUCAUGGCGAACAUGCUCCAGACUGCUGGCUGCAAUCAUGUGAUCACCAUGGACCUUCACGCCAGCCAGAUCCAAGGCUUUUUCAACGUUCCGGUGGACAACCUGUACGCUGAACCCAGUAUUCUCAAGUGGAUCCGGGAGAACCUGGAUGUGAGCAACUGUAUCAUCGUCAGUCCAGAUGCUGGUGGUGCGAAGCGUGCCACUGCUAUCGCUGACCGUCUCGACUUGCAAUUCGCACUUAUCCACAAAGAACGCCCUCGCCCGAACGAGGUCUCCCGCAUGGUUCUCGUCGGCAAUGUUCAGGAUAAGGUCGCCAUCAUCGUGGAUGACAUGGCCGACACAUGUGGAACUCUGGCCAAGGCUGCCGAUACUGUAAUGCAGCACGGAGCCAAGGAGGUGAACGCGAUCGUCGUUCACGGUAUCCUCUCCGGCAAGGCCAUCGAAAACAUCAACAAGAGCUGCCUCAAGCGUGUUGUGGUUACCAACACUGUUCCUCACAAAGAGAAGAAAGAGCAGUGCGACAAGAUCGAGACUAUCGAUAUCAGCCCUACUCUUGCCGAGGCCUGCAGACGUACGCAUAACGGCGAGUCUGUGAGUUUCUUGUUCUCCCACGCUGUCGCUUAAAUUGCUACAGUGGGGUAGGGAUGAUCGAAAGAGAUCUUUCACUGGGACAGAGUAAAGAGAACGUUCCUUGGUUCUUCGAGUUGAAUUUCAAAUGCUGAAGGCUUUGAAAUUUGCAGUUUUUCCGCUGGCCAUGGAUCCUCUGUUUUCUGGUUUGAGACGAAGAAAUCUAUACUCUGAUAACCAUCAUAACACGAAUAAGGCCAUGAUGCAUGCACGAACAAUGGGUGGAAAAGGGAUGGUAAAUUCCGAAAAAGUUUGCGGCGCCUACGAUGAAUUGAAUUAUGCAUUUGUACAUAUACACGUACUGAAGGAGUUUUUCUUGUUCUUUUCUUUUUGUUUAUCAUGGAUAGAGGAAAUCUGAGAAUCUGACAGUUUGGCUCACGUUGCUUGCUAAUGUUACUGUUCACGGCUUGGAAGAUUGUUUGGGUUAUUGCUU